GUGCCUUGCCAUCCAAAGAAGCCGCUCUUUUCAAGGAAUUGUUAAACCUGUAUGAAACGCGGCAACUUAAAAAGGCGCAGAAGACCGCUGACCAGAUCCUCAAGAAAUCCCCCGAGCAUGGAGAAACGCUAUGCAUGAAGGGGCUUGUCCUGACGCACAUGGGACGACGCGAAGAAGGCCUCGAGCUCGUCAAGAAAGGUGUCCGGCUCGACCUUACAUCGCAUAUCGUCUGGCAUGUAUUCGGCCUUGUUCAGAAGGGGGAAAAAAACUAUGAGGAGGCUCUCAAGUCCUAUACUCAGGCUCUGAAAUUCGACAAGGAGAACAUGAAUAUCCUUCGGGAUGCUGCACACUUACAGACCCAACUCAGACAGUACGAUGGUCUUGUUGAGACACGGCAUACCUUGCUCAGGCUGCGUCCAAAUCUUCGCUCGAACUGGCUGGGUCUCGCGGUCGCAUACCAUCUGAACGGCCAGUCGGGCGAGGCGAAGAAGGUCCUCGACCAUUAUGAGGUCUCGCUGAAGAAUAUUCCAGAUUACGACGUAGAGCAUUCCGAGGUCCUGCUCUACCACGUCCGCGUGCUCGAAGACCUGGGUGAGCUGAACGAGGCCCUCAAUCUUCUUGAUGUCAGCGCCAAGUCGCGUGCCAUCAUCGACCGAGUUGCGAUCAUGGAGUUCAGAGCACGUUUGCUCUCGAAGCUCAGCAUGAACGAUGAUGCAGAGCACACAUGGCAGGCGUUGAUUGAACAGAAUCCAGACCACUAUAGCUAUUACAAGGGCUUCUUGUCCAACCGUGGAGUAGAUCUCGACAGUAUCACGGACGAGACCCGUCCGAAGGCGCUAGAAGUCUUCAAGAGCUUUUCCACACAGCUUCCACGCGCUGCUGCCCCGCGUCGGUUAGCACUAGCUAUUGCAACGGGCGACGACUUCAAGGAACUGGCGGAGCCCUAUCUUACUUCCGGGCUGGAUAGAAACAUCCCUUCUCUAUUUGCAGACAUCAAGUCAUUAUAUCGUGACCCUCAAAAGCUCUCCACUGUCGCCUCGAUCGCUGAGGCCCACUAUGCACAUCUGAAGGCGCAGGAGCAGCCUUCACCGAACGAGUCAGAACCCCCAACAACGUACCUCUGGACGCUCUACUUCCUUGCCCAGCACUACUCGUACGUUGGCCAGCACGAACGCGCGCUCGAACUCCUCGACGAGGCGUUGUCGCACACGCCGACAUUACCGGACCUGCACAUGUUCAAGGGUCGUGUGCUGAAGCGGCUCGGCGAUCCGUAUGGUGCGGCGCGCUGCAUGGAUGAAGCGCGUGUGCUGGACCUCCAAGAUCGCUUCUUGAAUACCAAGUGUGGCAAGUACCGUCUGCGGGCAGGCAUGAACGAGGAAGCGCAAGACGUGCUCAGCUUGUUCACCAAAAAAGACGCCCCUAGCCCGGGCGCCGACCUUGAGGACAUGCAGUCCGUGCUCUUCCUCCUCGAGGAUGCGGACGCAUACCGACGAAAUGGCAACCUUGGCAUGGCGCUAAAGAGGUACACUUCCAUUCAAAAACUUUUCAGCGAGUUCGAGGACGAUCAGUUCGACUUCCACGGUUACUCGCUACGAAAGUUCACGAUCAAUAUCUACCUGAAUAUGAUCGACUGGGCAGAGAGUCUCCGGUCGCAUCCCGCGUACGUUAGGGCAGCAAUCGCGGCUUCACAGAUCUACAUCCGACUAUACGAUGAUCCAACCCUUGCUUCUCGGUCAAAUUCUUCCGCCAAGAUGUCCGAAGAGGAGAAGAAGGCGAAGAAGAAAGCAAAGAAAGCUGCAUCAAAGGUACAGGAAGACCCUAAGAAACCUGCCGCCAGUUCAAACGAUGAUAAGGGUCUGGACGCCGGGCCACCGAAAGACGAUGAUCCUGACGGCACGAAGCUGCUGAAAGCAGACGAUGUCCUUGAGCGUGCGGCAAAAUUUCUCAAUCCGCUUGUUGCGCUUGCGGCGGAAAAUAUCGACGUCUGGAUCGCUAUUUAUAACGUCGCCAUCCGAAGAAAGAAGUAUUUACAGGCUGUGCAAGCGCUCAACCGUGUCCGUGCAUUGGAUGAAGGCCACUCUGAGCUUCAUUUCUGCCUAGUACAUUUCAAGAAGACCGUUUCGUCCCUGCCUCAAGAACCUCCAGCACCCAUCGGGCCCACCGUUUCACAAUCUAUCUCUGGGCUGCUACCGGCUGAUGUGGCGUUGGAUACCUUCAACUCCCAGUACCUGCAAAAGUACCCAGGAUCGCCGCGUGCCUCAUUCGCCUUUGCUAGAGCGCUCAAGGCUCUCGACGCGCCAGUAGAAGAGAUCGAAAGUACCUUGUUUGGUCUCUUACACCCUGAGGCCAACCUCGACAUUAAGACUGCGCUGGAUGCUCUCGCAUACUUGGACAAUAUUUCAUCGUCAAGGACAGACGAGUUUAGGCAGGCGUGCGAUAGCAGGUUUGAACGUUCUACCAUCUUCAAGGCUCCAGAAGAGACCAUUGCCCUUCGCAAGCAAGCCAUCGCGCCACUCUCAGACGUGUCAGCCACUAUGAAUGGCAAUGAAGAUAAGACCGAAGUAGUCAGCUAAUCUAGCACCGUUAAUUCUUCACCGUAGGCACCGUAGGAUCUUCGCAUGCUCCAUGUAGAUCAAAGCGCACCGUGUAACAAAUGGAUACCAUUCGCAUAAUUGGCUGGCGCUAAAUGGGCGAUGCGGUGGCUGAAUCGGAGAGUGAACUUUAAGAUCCCUCAGGCCGUCGUUGUCGCCGUCAAACUCGUCGAAAUGGUCAACAUUCCCAAGACACGACGGACUUACUGCAAGGGCAAGACUUGCAAGAAGCACACUCCACACAAAGUCACUCAGUAUAAGAAGGGCAAGGACUCGCAGGUCGUGCAGGGAAAGCGUCGCUAUGUGCGCAAACAGUCCGGCUACGGUGGUCAGACUAAGCCCGUCUUUCACAAGAAGGCCAAGACAACGAAGAAGGUUGUCCUCCGGCUAGAAUGCACCGUAUGUAAGUACAAGAUGCAACUAGCUGUCAAGCGUUGCAAGCACUUCGAGCUUGGCGGUGAAAAGAAGACGAAGGGUGCAGCUCUCACGUUCUGAUUGUAUUUCUACCUGGUCCCUUCGUCUACGUCUUCAUCAUCUCGCACCCUCUAUAUGCUCAUGCUUGCACUAUGAGAUAUGCAAUACGAUCGUGCGACCCGCACACUUCCCGCACUUAUGUCAUCAUAUGCGGCGCCAUCUCAUGGAGUACGUCGCACUUUAUGGAUGUCACGCACCUGAACGUCUCGUUGAAAAGACCGUUCCGCGAUUCUAUUUCCAAGACCAGGAUCCGAAAUGCGAUCCAUUGUCAUAUAGUAUGGAGAUACACACUCGGGGGACUAAAGCUAUACUGACUCAUCA
This is a messenger RNA of Phanerochaete carnosa HHB-10118-sp, 3386 nucleotides long. RefSeq lists its product as uncharacterized. Gene Ontology annotation, cellular component: cytoplasm; NatA complex. Gene Ontology annotation, molecular function: protein binding; protein-N-terminal amino-acid acetyltransferase activity. Lineage: Eukaryota; Fungi; Basidiomycota; Agaricomycetes; Polyporales; Phanerochaetaceae. The transcript is spliced from 22 exons. The coding region runs from base 135 to 2573 and encodes 812 amino acids. The record is from RefSeq and is a predicted model, not a curated record. Gene Ontology annotation, biological process: N-terminal peptidyl-methionine acetylation.